This is a messenger RNA of Quercus robur (English oak), 897 nucleotides long. RefSeq lists its product as uncharacterized. Gene Ontology annotation, molecular function: phenylpyruvate tautomerase activity. NCBI's taxonomy places the organism in Eukaryota, Viridiplantae, Streptophyta, Magnoliopsida, Fagales, Fagaceae. The transcript has 4 exons. The record is from RefSeq and is a predicted model, not a curated record. The coding region runs from base 136 to 501 and encodes 121 amino acids.
UUUAUACAUUGAGGUUUGUGAUUGAUAUUAGCGGUUGUUGGCAGUAGACAGUAAACAGAGACCAGGGAGCGAGCGAGUCACAGAGUGAGAGACAGAGAGAGAAACAGAGAAAAAACAAAGAGAAAGUGAGAAAAGAUGCCUUGCCUGAACAUCUCGACCAACGUUGGCCUUGAAGGCGUCGACACCUCCUCAAUCCUCUCCGAAGCCACCUCCACUGUCGCCAAACUCAUCGGCAAACCCGAAGCCUAUGUGAUGAUUGUAUUGAAGGGAUCAAUACCCAUAGCAUUUGGUGGUACUGAGCAGCCAGCAGCCUAUGGUGAGCUGGUGUCUAUUGGUGGCCUUAACCCAGAUGUGAACAAAAAGCUGAGUGCUGCAAUUGCCACAAUUCUUGAGACUAAGUUGUCUGUUCCCAAGUCCAGAUUCUUCCUCAAAUUCUAUGACACUAAGGCACAUCAAUCUCAAGAAUAUGCACAGUGUUUGCAUGCUUUACACCAGAACUAGAUCAUGGUUCUAACUUUGGAUGGAAUGGGUCUACCUUCUAAAUUCUGUGGUACUUCUACUGUGGUGUGGUGUGGUGUGGUGAUUCCUAAUAGACUUGAUGCUUUGUAUUCAGAUAACUUAUGUUAUUUGGUAUCAUAAGUACUUUGUUAAUGCUGAGGACAUAUCAUUUCCUCAUGUGUUUCUAGUAUUAGGAAAUGUGGAACAUUUUUCUCAUAUGUUACCUUAAGCAUACUUUUUAUUUGGCAUUGGCCCAUGAUGUUAUGUUACUCAUGGGGUACAACCCAGGUUUGAAGUAAAAUCCCGUAUAUCAUUGUUAGAUUGUCAGUUGUUCGGGCUUGUUCUCUGUAUUAAUAAUUGGCUUGCUUCUUAUUCAAUAAGGGAAUUGCAUUCACCAAA